Messenger RNA from Jaculus jaculus (lesser Egyptian jerboa), 2668 nucleotides. RefSeq names its product molybdenum cofactor sulfurase (gene Mocos). Gene Ontology annotation, molecular function: molybdenum ion binding; pyridoxal phosphate binding; molybdenum cofactor sulfurtransferase activity. Bases 71 to 2626 code for a protein of 851 amino acids. NCBI's taxonomy places the organism in Eukaryota, Metazoa, Chordata, Mammalia, Rodentia, Dipodidae. The transcript is spliced from 15 exons. The record is from RefSeq and is a predicted model, not a curated record. Gene Ontology annotation, biological process: Mo-molybdopterin cofactor biosynthetic process.
UUGGGACAUCUCGGUGGGUGUCACCCGGCGUUUUGCAGAGACGACACGUGGUCCCCGGGCCCCGUCCCAGAUGGGCAAAGGCCGGCCAGAAGUGAAAGUUCGCGGAACCGUCUACCUUGACCAUGCAGGAGCCACGUUGUUCCCCCAGAGCCAGCUCACAAGCUUCACAGAGGAUCUCAUGGAAAAUGUUUAUGGUAACCCUCACAGCCAGAACAUCACCAGCAAGCUCACCCAAGACACCGUGGAACAGGUGCGCUACAGGAUCCUGGCUCACUUCCACACCACCCCAGAGGACUACAGCGUGGUCUUCACGUCUGGGAGCACAGCUGCUCUCAGGCUGGUGGCAGAGGCCUUUCCAUGGGAGUCCCCAGGCCCAGGGAGUGGCGGGAGUCACUUCUGCUACCUCACCGACAACCAUACCUCUGUGGUGGGCAUGAGGAAGGUGGCUGCUGCCAUGAAUGUCAUAUCCAUCCCGAUCAGACCCGAGGACAUAUGGACGGUGGAGGAACAGGGUACUGUGGACUGCGACCCUGACUGCCAGCUUCCACAUCUCUUCUGUUACCCAGCUCAGAGUAACUUUUCGGGCACCAGAUACCCCCUGUCCUGGAUAGAAGAGGUCAGGUCUGGGCAGAGGAGACCUGUGAGUGUUCCUGGGAAGUGGUUCAUUCUGCUCGAUGCAGCUUCCUAUGUGAGCACCUCGCCUCUGGACCUGUCUGCUCACCAGGCUGAUUUUGUUCCCAUCUCCUUCUAUAAGAUCUUUGGGCUCCCCACUGGCCUGGGUGCUCUGUUGGUCAAUAACCGUGUGGCUCCUCUUUUGAGGAAAAGCUAUUUUGGAGGAGGGACUGCCGCUGCCUACCUUGCAGGAGAGGACUUCUAUAUCCCAAGAUCAUCAGUGGUGGAAAGGUUUGAAGACGGCACCAUCUCAUACCUUGAUGUGGUAGCACUAAAACAUGGAUUUGAUGCCCUGGAGCGCCUCACAGGUAGCAUGGAGAACAUACAGCAACACACCUUCAUGCUGGCACAGUACACCCACACGGCCCUGUCCUCUCUGAGCUACCCCAACGGAGCCCCCGUGGUACAGAUUUACAGCGACUCGGAUUUCAGCAGCCCUGACGUUCAGGGCCCCAUCAUCAAUUUUAAUGUGCUGGAUGACAGUGGGAAUAUCAUUGGUUACUCCCAGGUAGAAAAGAUGGCCAGUUUGUACAACAUCCAGCUGAGGACCGGCUGCUUCUGUAACACAGGGGCCUGCCAGAGGCACCUGGGGCUCAGCAAUGAGAUGGUCAAGAAGCAUCUGCAGGCUGGCCAUGUCUGUGGAGAUGAUGUCGACCUCAUAGAUGGGCAGCCUACUGGUUCUGUGAGGAUUUCAUUUGGAUACAUGUCUACUCUAGAGGAUGCUCAGGCCUUUCUCAGGUUCAUCAAAGCCACCUGCCUUCGCUUACCAGGUGGCCAGCCUGUCCCUCAAGCCUGUGACAAUGAGGCUGGAGACGAGUCAGCAGAGGGCACGGCCCAUAAUACACCUGCUGUCGCUGGUGUAUGUGAGCUCUCACCUCAGAAGGGAGCAGGCCCAGAUCCUGGGGUUUGCAAUGGCUCCCACCUUGCUGCAAGUACUGUGGGCUUGCAUCUACCUCUGAGUGUAGCCACCAACACCCAGUCAACAGCUUCAGAGAAAGCUGCAGGCAUCCUGCGUGGGAACUUUGGGCCCCAUGUUGUUACCAACCUUUACCUCUAUCCCAUCAAAUCCUGUGCUGCAUUUGAGGUGACUGUGUGGCCUGUUGGAAACCAAGGGUUGCUAUACGACAGGAGCUGGAUGGUUGUGAAUCACAAUGGUAUUUGCUUGAGUCAAAAGCAGGAGCCCAGGCUCUGCCUGAUCCAGCCCUUCAUCGACCUGCAGCAGAAGGUCAUGGUCAUCAAAGCCAAAGGGAUGGAGCCCAUAGAAGUGCCUCUUGAGGAAGACAAUGGACAGGCUCAGAUUUGCCAAAGCAGAGUUUGUAUGGACAGGGUAAAUACUUAUGAUUGUGGAGAAAAAAUUUCAAGCUGGUUGUCAAAGUUUUUUGGCCGUCCUUGUCAUUUAAUCAAGCAGAGUUCCAACUUCCAACGAAAUGCAAAAAAGAAACCCGAAAAAGAUCCGUCUCCAGGCACAACAGCUACCCUCUCUCUGGUAAACAAGGCCCAGUAUCUUCUGGUAAACACAGCGAGUGCCAUGGAACUUCAGCAGCAGUUACGUGCCAGUGAUAAUAAUGGAAAGGAGGAAGUACUCCCAAUGAAAGAUCUCAUCUCCCGUUUCCGUGCCAAUAUUAUCACCAAUGGAACAAAGGCUUUUGAAGAAGAGGAAUGGCAAGAGCUUUCAAUUGGCUCUUUGCGUUUCCAGGUUGUGGGGCCUUGUCACAGAUGUCAGAUGAUUUGUAUCGACCAGCAAACUGGGCAACGGAAUCAAGAUGUUUUUCAACAACUUUCUGAGAGUCGCAAGCGAAAGGUGAACUUUGGCAUUUACCUGAUGCAUGAAUCCUUGGAUUUGUCUUCUCCAUGUGUUCUAUCUGUGGGAUCUGAGGUACACCCAGUGUUGAAAGAGAUUGUGGAAUGCCAGGAUCCACCUGCUUCUCAGAAACCCCGUGGUGUUAUCUCCUAACAUCUUUCUCAUCAACAUUAAAGUUUCUUCUUUUCAAUGCUA